AUGGCGACGAUGGAUUUGACCAACGAAGUGGUCCGCUUGCGGGCUGAGUUGGAGAAGGUGUCCGCGGAACGGGACAUGCUCCUUUGUGAGGUGUCAAAUCUGCGGAGGGAGUUGGAACUAAGCGAGUUGAAGCAACUGCAAGAUGACAGAGGUGAUAAACUAGACAAGCUGCCACAAAUGGGUCAUGUACAAAACCGUUUCCGUUCCGACAAAGGGUGUCCCACGUCCGACGUGUCCUUAAAAGGCUCGACAGUUUGUCGGAACAUUGUAACUUUCAGGUAUAACAAGCUUUAG
Messenger RNA from Parnassius apollo (apollo), 294 nucleotides. NCBI's taxonomy places the organism in Eukaryota, Metazoa, Arthropoda, Insecta, Lepidoptera, Papilionidae. The record is from the annotation of a GenBank genome assembly.